AUGGUUCGCAUGGGAUUCGUGGCAUUGCUCGUUCUCGUCGCUAUACUCACUUAUGCUUCCGGUCAUGAACCUGCACAUGCAAAAUACGGACGAGAGAUAAACGAAAGGGCAGCACGAGGCGAGGAUACAGUAUAUCAUGGUCAUUCCCAUGAGCAUGCGCACACUCAUUCCCAUGGAGAAGAUUCACAUGGACAUGCUCAUUAUGAAGAAGAGCACGUACAUGGUCAUGACCAUUAUGACCAUGGUCAUGCUCAUGACCAUCACGAUCAUGGACAUGCUCAUGACCAUCACGAUCAUGGACAUGCGCAUGAUCAUCACGACCAUGGACAUACUCAUGAAAGCCAUGAUCACGGUCACAAACACGAUUAUGAUUAUGAUCGUCGGAAGUUUGUUGUCAAUCCUAAUCUCUGGACACAUGCCAUUGGAGCUACCCUGCUCAUAAGUGCUGCUCCAUGUUUCCUUCUGUACUUCAUCCCCAUUCAAGACAACUCUCCCUCAAACGAGAAGUGGCUGAAGGUGCUGCUAGCUUUUGGAUCAGGUGGUCUACUUGGCGACGCCUUUUUGCAUCUGAUUCCUCACGCCUCACCUACGGGACCCGAAGCUGUUUCCCACGCUCAUUCGCACGAAGGAGGUGGUCACAGCCAUUCCCAUGCAGGACUGCGAGUUGGCGGCUGGGUCCUUACUGGUAUUAUUGCGUUUUUGAUAGUCGAGAAGAUAGUGCGGAUUAUCAGAGGAGAGGACGACCAUGGUCAUGGACAUUCUCAUGGACAUUCGCACAAGCACACACCACUCAAAGAGAAGAAGGCCAAGGAAUCCGAUGAAGAGUCGGAUGAUUCGCAGAAAAGCUCGAAAAGUUCUCACGAAAAGAGUCAACUUGUGCCAUCUGAAUCGGAACCCGCUAGAAUCAAAGUCGCCGCAUACCUCAAUCUCGUAGCUGACUUCGCCCAUAAUUUCACUGAUGGUCUAGCCAUUGGAGCCUCAUUUAUUGCCGGAACCACAAUCGGAGUAGUGACCAUGAUCACCGUUCUUGUUCAUGAAGUACCUCAUGAGAUCGGAGAUUUUGCCAUAUUGAUACAGUCGGGUUAUUCCAAGAAGAAGGCCAUGCUUAUUCAACUUGCCACGGCUCUCGGUGCGCUCUCUGGAUGCGUUCUUGCGCUUCAAGUGGCAGAUCCAUCAGCCCUAGCAGACGCAGCCGCUAGCAGUUGGAUUCUUCCAUUCACGGCUGGAGGCUUCAUCUACAUAGCUACAGUCUCAGUAAUCCCAGAACUUCUCGAGAACUCAUCAACCGGGCAGUCCAUAGGAGAGAUCUUGGCUCUUCUUCUUGGUAUUUUCAUGAUGUAUCUAAUCUCGAUUUACGAGUAACCAACUUGUGAUAAGUCUAAUUUCUUAUAGUUGAUUGACUGGUUUUCGUCUUUCUGACUAAUUCUGGCAUCAUUAACUUUCUAAAAGUUUGUUAUCCUGAUGAUUUGUUAUGUUAUAUGCUCUAUCUUUUGUUGUUUUUAUGAUGAGGGGCUCAGUACUGCAUAAUGCAGUGUAGUAUUUAGUGGUUUGCAGCGCAGGGUAAUCAAUAAAGGUGAUGG
Cylicocyclus nassatus is the source of this 1580-nucleotide messenger RNA. Lineage: Eukaryota; Metazoa; Nematoda; Chromadorea; Rhabditida; Strongylidae. The record is from the annotation of a GenBank genome assembly.